Arachis duranensis is the source of this 3542-nucleotide messenger RNA. RefSeq lists its product as uncharacterized. Bases 73 to 3333 code for a protein of 1086 amino acids. NCBI's taxonomy places the organism in Eukaryota, Viridiplantae, Streptophyta, Magnoliopsida, Fabales, Fabaceae. The record is from RefSeq and is a predicted model, not a curated record. The transcript is spliced from 23 exons.
UCUGAAGAUUGAAGAUUGAAGAUUGAAGAUUGAAGAAGAAGAGGAAAAAGAAUCCCCUUUCGAGUUUCGACGAUGGAAGAAGAAGAGCAACCCGUGCUAUGGCAAUCGGAGUCCCAACACGAGUCAAUUGUUUCCGUAACCCUAGCACGAUCCAUCACCACCGUCCUCGAUUCUCGCGCCAAGAACCUCAACCAUGCUAUCUCUGGUUUCUCCUCAGACUCGCGCAACCCUCCUUCAAUCUCCCCUCACUCACUGCACCACUCUCUUCACUUCAUUCACAAGUACGCCGCCGACGCCGCACACCACCGUCACCGCUAUUCACUCCAUCAACUCCUCCUCCCCGUCAUCCACCAUUCAUUGAAGUGGAAGGAUUCCAGGCAUGGUGGGCAGGCUAUGAUUUUGUUGAGCUGGCUCUUCCAGGAUGAGCUUAUCUUCGAGCCCAUUGCGGAAGCACUUGCAGGCAUUGUUGCCGUGAAGAAGGACGAUCGGUACUUGUUGCUUGGUUGGUGUGUGCUUGUUCGUGGCCUCAUUGAGUAUGAGAAUUCUGUUCACCAAUCUAUGUUGGGUGGAAUAAGGGGUAGGUAUGGUGAUCUAGUGAAGAUACUCUCCACCUGCCUAAAGGAUUUGGUAGGCAUUGCGAGUAAAGGAAGCACUUUGCAGGAUGGUUUUGAGUUGCCAUCUCGCCUUGGAGUAUCUGCUGGGGAUUGUGUUUUAGCCGUCUCUGGAGCUUUAACAAAACUGGCCGAGGUUCAAGGUAAGAAGUCAAAAUUAAAUGCAAGGGGAAAAGAUUGGGCAACUACUUCUGUGCAUUCUCCAUCUGUUGAUGAGGUUAAACUGGAUGCAAAAUCGUUGUUAAUGACAAAGACUGAAGGGGAAUAUACUCUGUGGCAUCAUUUAGAUGAGCUUAUCUGUUUGGUGCAAAAACUACUUGCUUGGAGCAAAAGAAGCCGUUUUUUACAUGCCAAAGGUUUGGAGCAAGUUCUUAAAUGGCUGAAAGAGAUAAAAGACCACUAUGAUUCUUUUCAAGACGAGGCAGACUCCAAUGCUCUCAAGACUGGGGAUUUAGUACUCUCUUCUUGCUGGAAGCAUUACAGCAUGUUAUUGCACUUGGAAGAUCAUAAGUUUUCAAAGCAUUACAAGGAACUGCUGGACCAGUACCUGUCUGGAAUUCAGUACUAUAUGGACAACCAUUCUGAUGUUAAGGAUGGUGGGCUGGAGACCAGAAAAUUCUUUUUGAAUUGUUUAUGCCUCCUGCUGGGACGUCUAGACAGCAAGAGAUUUGAAAGCACAGUGAUGGAAUUUGGGAUGAAUAUUUCUCGCAUUCUGGUGCCCCAGCUUACUUGCACUGAUGAAGAUGUGAUAGUUGGGGUUGUUUCAAUAUUCAAGGCUAUCAUUUUGAAUCCAAAUCACUUACAGGAAGCUGCAGAGAGUGGGCAGGGUAAUAUUGUGAUGCCUUUUUUGCUCCACCUUCUUGACGAGCGUGAUGGUACAGCCAGAGCUGUUGUGAUGCUGAUAGCAGAAUACUGCUCAAUGAGCAAAGAUAAUAAGUGCCUUACAGAAGUUCUGAAGCGUCUUGGUUCUGGGAACAUUUCACAGAGAAGAAAUGCCCUGGAUGUUAUAUCAGAAGUCAUUCAUAUAUCAUCUGAGACACAGAAAUCAUUUCCUUAUUUGUCUUGGCAAGACAUAGCCCACAAAUUGCUAGAACGGCUUGGGGAUGCAGAAGUUUUUAUUAGAGAACAGGCAUCUAAAUUACUCCCAGUGAUAGACCCUUCAUUGUACUUUGCUGCAUUGGUUGAUCUUUUUUAUUCCCAAAAUGAGAAUGAAUCAUCUGCUCGUGAGGCUAUCAUUGGUGUCCUCAAACAUCACAACCGGAAAGUAGAAAUGAUAUUCUUGCUGCUUGACCAUCUUAGCAAAGUCAACCAAAGCCCUGAUCAUCAAGAGUACACUGGAGAUAAAGGAUCAAAGUUGGACACUGACCGAGUACUCAAACUGGUUCCAGAGUGGUCUAAAAGUGUUCAAGACUGGAGCUUCUUAAUUGGACCACUGGUUGGCAAGAUGUUUGAAAAUCCAUCAAAUGCAAUCAUUGUGAAACUCUUGAGUUAUAUAAGCGAAGACCUGGCAAAUGUUGCUGAUCUAGUCUUGCAUCAUGUUAUGUUGCAUGUUAGAAAACAGAAGGAGAUUGAUGAAAGUUUCUUAUCAAGAUGGGAGUGUAGAACAUAUUCCAAUGAGGAGUUUGAGGAAAUGCAACGAUCUCUAUUUGAGCAUUUGUGCCCACUGCUCAUAAUUAAGAUGCUUCCUAUUAAGACUUUCAAUGACCUCAAUUCGUCAAUUAAUUCAGGCUGCAUGGCCGCUGAGGCUGGUUAUGAUUGUGUUGCUGCACUCCUUCUAAACCGGGCAUUUGGUGAUUUUGAAUUUGAAGAUGUGCGGAAACUUUCGGCGGAGCUAAGUGGGCGCAUUCAUCCACAAGUUUUAUACCCAGUUCUUUGCUCCAAACUAGAGGAUGCUGUUGAAAAUAAGAAUGUAACAAAGAUAAAGGCCUGCUUAUUUUCAAUAUGCACAUCUCUUGUGGUCAGAGGCUUGGAGUCUCUUUCUCAUCCUUCAAUAGAUGCAAUUAGAAGGAUGGUUGAAAAGGUGCUGUUAUGGCCUUGCCUAAAUACUGAUUCAGUUUCAAAAGCACAACAUGGAUGCAUUGAUUGUCUUGCGCUGAUGAUAUGUGCUGAAGUACAAGCUAAGAGAUCAACCAGAGACUCUAUGCCAAACAGAAUUAGGGUUGGCAAAAAAGGGAGUUCUGUUAUAACCUAUGUUAUGAAUCAAUUCCUCAAUGAAAAUAUGGAAGCUGCUUCAACUCCUGAGUUAGGAUGUGGAAACCCCGGGUUUAUAGCUCCCGUUCCUCUGUCCUUUCGUCUGUGCAUGGGUAAUGUUCUUAUCAGUGCUUGCCAGAAGAUAUCAGAACAUUGCAAGGAGUAUUUUGCGGCACAAGUUCUGCCUUCCGUCCUUCAUUCUCUUGAGUUUGAAACAAAGUCAGAGAUUAGAGCAGCAUGCAUUCAGGUCCUAUUUUCUUCUGUCUAUCAUCUAAGAUCUGCAGUUCUUCCUUAUGCGUCUGACCUCCUCAAAGUCUCACUACAAUCCCUGAGAAAGGAAUCAGAGAAGGAAAGGGUGGCAGGUGCAAAGCUAUUAGCGUCUCUUAUGGCCAGCGAAGAUUUGAUUUUGGAAAGCAUUUCAAGUGGACUAUUAGAAGCAAGAUUUGUUCUCUCGUCAAUUUCUUCAUCAGAUCCUUCACCUCAGUUACAACAGUUGUGCAGCCAGUUGCUAUCGUGCAUUAUUUCUCCAUGAGUUGUGACAAAGUGUUCAAUGUAACAUAAGCUCAUUUUUGUAUGUGAAUAUGAAAACUUUUAAAUCAGGUUUCUUAGGCUUACGUUAAUAGUUAUCAGGAGUAGAUAUAACCAUGAUUCCCUUGUAAAAAUAUAUGUAGAAUAGAUGUCGAGGGUUAAUGUAAAAAUUCAGGGAUUUACAUAUCCUAUGAUGCAUCAUAUUUUAUUGUU